ACCUAUGGACAAAAAUUAAACAAAACGAAAUGAGUCGAUACUAAGGACAUGUUUUCUGCAUAGAUGGAUAGAUAGACAGAUAGAUAGAUAGACGUAGAGAUUUACUGACCACACCACUACCAAAAAGCAAAACUACUCGAAAUUAUUAUUAUUACGGACAUUCCCUGCACACACACACACACACACACACACACACACACACACCAAAAGAAGAAAAAAAGACAAGCAAUGGAAACUACGUCAAACAAAAGGCGUUGAAAUGUCAUAUAUGUGUACGCAAUGACCUGACCACGUUACAAAAUGGUCGUGAAAUCUAAUGUCCUGAGGAAGUGCUUACGACAUCGCCCUUAGAGUUAUGCUUUUGUACAUAACGUAUUACUUAACUCAGAAAUGAAAGAAGAAAAAAGGAAACGGUCUGGGAUGAAUGGGGAAAGAAGGAAGAAAUAAGUGCAAAGAUGGGGGUGUGUGAGAUGGAUGGAUGAAUGAAAGAAGGAAGGAAGGAAGAAGGAAAAGGUCUGAGAUGAGUGGAGGAAUUAAGGAAGGAAAGAAAUGGUCUGAAAUAAAUUGAGGAAGGAAGGAAAGAAGGGUGAAUAGAGGUGCUGAGAUAAGAGUGCGUGAGAUGAAUGAAUGAAUGAGUGAAUGAAGGAAGGAAGGAAAGAAGAUGCUAAAAGUGCGUGAGAUUAAUGAAUGAAUAAAGAAAGGAAGGAAGGAUGAAUGUAAGUGCUGAGAUGAGUGCGUGAGAGAAAUGGAGGAAGGAAAGGGAUAAAGGAAGUAAAAAUGGAAAUAAAGAAAACUAUGAGAUUAGAGUGGAAGGAAUGGAGGAAGGAAGGAAAAAGGAAGAAUAGAAAUAAAGGAUAGUCUGAAAUAAGUGUGCAUAGGAGGAAUGGAAAGAGAUGGAUAGCCAGAAACAAGAGGAAGAGGAAGGAAGGGGCAGUAACGAGAGGAAGAGGAAGAGGAGACGGACAGACAGAAACAAGAGGAAGAGGAAGGAAGGGGCAGAAUGAAGAGGAAGAGGAAGAGGAGACGGACAGACAGAAACAAGAGGAAGAGGGAGGAAGGGCCAGCAUGAAGAGGAAGAGGAAGAGAUAGACAGACAGAGACAUGAGGAAAAAGAAGGAAGGGGCAGAAUGAAGAGGAAGAGGAAGAGGAGACGGACAGAAAAAAGAGGAAGAAAAAGGAAGGGGCAUUAAAGAGAGGAAGAGGAAGAGGAAGAGAUACAGACAGAAACAAGAGGAGAAGGAAGGAAGGGGCAGAAUGAAGAGGAAGAAGAAGAGACGGACACAGAUAACAGGAAGAGGGAGGAAGGGACAGUAAAGAGAGGAAGAGGAAGAGAGAGAGGGAAAGGAACGCGGAUGUCAGCAGGUAGUUAUUAAAAAUUAACCGAGUAUUCCCUUGACCCCGCUGAACACGCUCCAGGGGGGGCCAUGAAGGUCAGGAGGUCAACUCGUGGGCCAUGGGAAAGGAAAGGUCAGGCAGGGAUACAAAGUGACCACCAAUACAUAUUUAAUUAACCAGUGUGUGUGUGUGUGUGUGUGUGUGUGUUAUAAUAUUAGCUUUAGCGGGAUUAUGCUUAUUUCAGUAAUCUAAUAAGGUCAUGGAAAGAGGUCAGGUCACAUAGACGGCUCAUCUCCACUCUUAAGGUCAACAUAAGGUAAGAAAUAAGGUUAGGGGUAAGAAGUCAGUCUGAUCAUACAAAUACUUUUAAAUAAACGAAAAAAUAAAAUAUGGCCGGUAGGUAUUUCAAAAGAGGGAGGGGGAGGGGAGGGUGCAACUGCCACACUUCACUGCUUGGAAAUUCGUCAAAUGCUACUUUUUUAUAUACGUUUUAAUGUGUUAGGUUAAGGCGAAAGCACAAAUUGAUUAUAUUCUACCGAUAACACUACUAGGAAGAUAUAAAUAAGAAAAUAAUAAUGCCUAUACUCCACAACAGAAAGCCCAGCCAUCUCACAAUCAAUAACUGGGAACUUACUUACGAAUAACACUGUACUUCAUUGUAUAAGUAACAUUAUGGCAACAAUUAAAACAUUCAUUCUAGUCUUGCGCUGACCCCCCCCCCCCGCCCCCCUCACAAAGGUCACCAUGGCAACUGAAAGCGUCAACAAACACAACCUUGCAAUAUCAGAGGAAGGAAUCUAGAAAACAAUAUAAAUCCUGCUGUUACCUGUGCUGACUGGCCCCCAAUGACUGUGUAAAGGCGACAGGUGUACAGAUGCUAUUAUAAUUAUACGUGUUGAAAGGAGUAGAACGCGGAGGGAAAAGCCGUAGAAUACCCUGAGAACUUAAGACCUUUUUUUGACAACCAUCCUGCAAGCCAAGCAAAGAAUAUAAAAAUGAAUUCCUUGAUAUUGUAUAGUCUACCUGGCCUCCAAUGACUAUGUAAAGACAACAGGUGUGUGUCUGUGUGUGUGUGUGUGUGUGUGUGUGUGUGUGUGUGUUGUUACAUGUAAAAGAAGGAUGCAGAAAGUGACAAGGAGUGGUAACAUGAAGGAGUCCAGGGUGUUAUAUCUCCUGGAGUGAGUGAGUGGAAAGAAUAUAUUGUGAGUUAAAGAAAGAGGGAUAGACAGACAGGCAGCAACAAUGCCCUCCAUAGCAGAACAAAAGGCAAAGGUCAACAGCCAAAUUCAAGACCUCAGGAAGAAAAUACAACUGUCAGAGGGGGAGAGCAAGGCCUUCUAUGAGGAGAGCGAGGCGGAGAAGAGGACCAACAAGGCAGCCAUCACAAGCCUGCGAUCGGACAUUAAGCUCCUUCACAUCAGAAUACAGGAAGCCAGCCAGGGCAGCGAGCGGAGCGUCGAGCGAGUGCUGCUGCAGCGAGGGAGUGCAGGGAGUGGCGGGGGGAAGGCUCGGGGCAGCAGCAGCGCAGGGGGGGCCACUGGGGGAAAGAGCAGAGGUGGCAGCGGAGUAGGGGCGGGAGGCGGGAGAGUUUACAGCAGUGGGGGUGGUGGGGGAGGUGGUGGUGUAGUAAGCGUAGGGGGUGGAGGUGGAGGGACAGUGAGGGUGAGGAAGGCGGAGGACACCAUCACCACCACCCAGUACAGACUCCACGACCAGGUGAAGAGACUCAACUUUCUGAACCACACUGUUGCCCAGCGAGAGGAGCGGCUGCAGAACCUAAAGAUACUGCUGGGAGAGGCAACGUCAGACAGGGCACAGCUUGAGCAGGCGAGCAUCCAGGAGCUGCAGCAGGAGCUCAUUGGACUGGAGAACGGUCUGGAGCGUGUGGGCGUGAGUGUGAGCGAGGCCGAGGGUGUGAGGCGACGCUACUCCAGCAUGGUGACGGCCCUGCGGGGGGAGGCUGCUGCCCACCGCACCACCCUAGACCAGCUCCACAUGCGCCUCACUCAGGAAAGGGAGACACUCACACACCUUAGGGAGUCUCGAAAGAAGGCUGAGAAGACCCGUGACUCCCUGAGGACGAGGCUACACCAGGAGGAGGAGAGUGCCUAUGAGACCAAGAGGGAGAGGGAGAAGAGGCUGUCAGAGUAUAGGCGGCGUGCAGAGGAGCGACGAGUGCUGGACUUCGGUUUGUCCGCUGACCGUCGCCUCUCAAUACUGCGCUCGCCCCCCACACGCCGGGACUCCCCCUCGGCCACUGCCCUCACCCCUCACGAUGCUCAGGAGAUGGUGGAGGCUGAGCUUGAGAAAUACCAGCAGAUCUUCACUAAACUUAAGGAGGUGUUGGGGGUGACAAGCGUGGAUGAGGUCGUGGAGCGCCUCACCACGCAGGGCAACACCAAGGAACACCUCCGCCAGCUGCGAUCAGUCACGCUGGAGGAGGUGACGCGCCUCAAGCAGGAGAAGGAGACCAUGCAUGAGGAGCUGCACCGCGUCAAGUACACCACCACUGAGGAUGCUGCCAGGAUGGUGGGGGUGAUCAGUGAGCUGCGGGAGCGUGUGGAGGAGCAGGAGAAGCUGAAGGAGGACCUGGAUGGCCGGCUCGAUGGGACCAUGAAGGUGCUCACGGGCGUCAGGGCCGGGCUGGAGCACGUGGCGGAGAAACUGGAGAGCCAUGAGGAGCCACGACCGGCCCGGAGUGAGGUGGAGUCCCCGCUGGAGUACCUGGUGCUGCUGAUGGGGUACUGCCGGACACGAGCAGACGCCCUCAUGCAACAGAUCAGCAAUAUUGCUCAGCUUCAGCACAAGCUGGCCGAGAUGCAGGAGGAAGAGAGGGAGAGCGGUGGGAGUUCCAUGGUCUCCCCCGAGAACAUCCGAGUCUCAUUCCCCGGUGCAGUGUCCACCAAGGCCUCCCAGCAACAGGUGGAGGAAGGAGCAGACAGUGGAGAGGAGGAGGAGUCCCUCACACGCAAGUUUAUCAAGCGGCAAGCACAGAUGAUUGUGGAGGCCAAGGCUCGCAAGAGAAACCGUCCAGUGUCCACCUUCAAGUCUUAAGACAAAGGGAAAGACUGACGACCCACCAAAUGGAUGAGAAUAUGGAAAAAAAUAAUAGCCUGCACAACACAGCAUAUGGAUCUUUUUUUUUCCUUAUUUACAGGAAGGGAGACUGCCCAAGUGCUAAACAAGAUGCACUCUUCCCCAAUAAUAAGAAUGACCAAAACUUGUUCCAAAGCCAUUUAGUUGCCUCCCUCUUCAAAUUUAUCAAGAUCACUCAUGACAAAACCUAAGUUACCGUAUUACUUUAAAUCAAGCAAUGAAAGGAACGUAGUAUCAGACAUCAUACAAAACUAACUCAGAUGUAUUCAGUAUUAAUCCACAAUUUCAAAUAAAAAAAUAAAAGAUAGAAAUUACCAAGGAAAAUUGAGCAGAUAUAAAAAUGAACUGUAAAUAAAUAAACAAAAUGAAAUGUAAGAGCAACAUUCAUUGUGACAAGUUGAUCUUUUUUCCACAUUUCAAUUUCCCUAAGUUAAUUUCCUGAGGAGUACUAAUUAGAAUGAGAUGCACAAGUUAGCAAACAUAGUGGAGGUUU
Eriocheir sinensis (Chinese mitten crab) is the source of this 4924-nucleotide messenger RNA. It is a transcript of the gene CCDC151, whose product is annotated as keratin, type I cytoskeletal 13-like. Gene Ontology annotation, biological process: cilium movement; outer dynein arm assembly. The transcript has 13 exons. Gene Ontology annotation, cellular component: cilium. NCBI's taxonomy places the organism in Eukaryota, Metazoa, Arthropoda, Malacostraca, Decapoda, Varunidae. Bases 2578 to 4389 code for a protein of 603 amino acids. The record is from RefSeq and is a predicted model, not a curated record.